Dentiscutata heterogama is the source of this 275-nucleotide messenger RNA. The record is from the annotation of a GenBank genome assembly. Lineage: Eukaryota; Fungi; Glomeromycota; Glomeromycetes; Diversisporales; Gigasporaceae.
CAGACAAAAAUAAUAGUGAGACCUUUGUAAAAGUACUUUUUUAUAUUGAUAUCAACAUGGCUCAGAAUAAUGACUUAUUUGAAACACCUCUCCUUGUAGACCCCAAUGAUGAUGGUGAUAACCAACCUCACCCCCAACAACCAAUUCCAAUCCAACAUGUUGAUCUUCAAGUUCAUAAGAAUAACCCUCAGAAUGACCCCAUGACCCUCCUGGCCCAACAAUUUAGCAAUCUUAUUCUCCAUAUGCAGAAUGCACUUCUUCAUAAAUUCACAUAA